ACCUAUUCGUGUCUGUCUCCUUGAAGGCUUGAACUAAAACCCUUUUCUUUUUGGUUAGUCGGUCUUGAAGGCUUUGACCUAGGACUCCUGAUUCCCAAACUCCCCAACUUCGCUAACUUUGGAAGUUAGGAUUUUUCCUUUCUCCACCUCGCUUCUCAACCUGCAAAAGCUGUGUAGGGUUUGUUGCAGAAUUAGUUAAAAUCUCUGAAAGGCCAUACUUUUCGGUAGGACGUCAUGGCUAAGAACAAAAACAAGAAGGAGAAAAAUGGUGCUGCUCCAAUGGACUUCUCAGCGGAUGCAUCUGGAGAUCUCCCUCAAGCAAUGGACACAUCAGAGACGAAAGCUACAAACCCAGCAUCUGGUGUUCUUAACAGAAAGGUAAAGAAGGCAAUACCAAUGAAGAGAUCAAAGAGCCGUAGAAAGAUGAAAGCCAUAGAGAAGGCUAUAUCUCAAAUUGAGAAGUCUGAGUCAAAAAUCUUGAAGAAUGAAAGCAAAAUAUCAAGAACUCAUUCUGCAAAAAAAUUAUAUGAAUAAAUAACUUUCUCUUACCCAAAAAUAGGUAAUCUGCAAGUGGAAUUUCAGCCCCCUGAAAUUUUAUGUUUUGUACUCUUAGUAGUUAUUCUUUUGGUUUAUUGUGUUAUGACUGCAUGUUUAACUCUUAUUAAGCAUUAUUCUUUGAGCUUAGUGGAAUUUAUUUCUUGGUUGGGCAACAAUGUUGCCCACUUUUUGGCAAAAUAUGCAAUUCAAUUUCGUUAAAUUAUUACUUUGGAUA
Molecule: messenger RNA, 772 nt
Organism: Nelumbo nucifera (sacred lotus)
Lineage: Eukaryota; Viridiplantae; Streptophyta; Magnoliopsida; Proteales; Nelumbonaceae
Source: RefSeq, a predicted model, not a curated record